AGAAAAGAAAAAAAGGAGAGAGAGGGAGAGAUUCUUGGAAGAUCCCGGGACUGUAGGCAUGGAGGGUCAUUCGAGUUUUGGCCUCGCUUGUGUUCGGUUGUGAAUUGUUAAGAACAAUGGUCACGUCAUCAUGGCACCAUACGCCAUAUAUAUCAAUGGUGAAGAUAGUUGCAGUGAUGGUGCUGGGUGUGGUGGUGGUUGACGCCGCCACGGAACUCGAAUGUAACAGUAGCUGUAGCUGUUGGGUGAAGGGCGACUUCUCGGAGGAAUAUCGUGUUAUCUGCAAUAACACCGUUGAUAAGCACGUGCGGCUAACCAAGAAGGUCUUUUCUGUGCUCCCCGCCCCCACCUUCUCCACCUACGUCCGAGUGGAGGAUGUGGAGUCCCUGAGUGUGGAUGAGGACUUUCUUGAGGAGUGGAGGUCGGAAUUCCACUCCUGCGCCUUUGACCUGUGGCGAGCAGGGAGUGUGGACUUCCCGGUGGUCACCUCUCGCCAUUUCGCUGAACCCUCGGGCUUCGAACACGUUUUCGCAGGGAUUGGCGUGAUCAGCAGCACGCUGAACCACCUUCCUUCUGGUAUCUUCCGAGGCAAGCAGGAGGCGGGGCUGAGGCUGCAGCAGAGCUCCGUGGGCGUGAUGCCCCCCGGCCUCUUCCGUGGCGUGGGUACCCUAAAGUACUUCACCCUCGAGUCCUCCCGCGUGGGUCUCUUCCAGGGACCUGCGGCGGGCGAGAACGGCAGCCUCUCACUCGGAGGACCCAAGAAGGUGGCCGUCCGUGUGCAGGACUCGGACAUAGGAUUUCUCGGCCCCGGCGCCUUCGCCUUCGACUCCUCCGAGGUCAAGGAAGUGGAGCUCACCAACGUCACCAUUGGCAGCGUGGCAGUGGGCGGGGUGGACCUCUCAGGCCACGCCCAGCUGUCCAUCAGCAACUCCACGGUGUCGGACCUGCAGUCCGGCUCGCUGGUGCUCCGCGGCAGCAAGCUGACCAUCAUCAACAGCACGGUGGCGGCCCGCCCCUCGGCGCUGCAGGCCUUCCCCUGCUCCUACUUCAACAACCACAUCGUCUCCAACCACAUCCUCGUGUCGUCGCCCGUGCCGCUGCCGCUCGAGCGGGAGAAGGUCGUGACGGACGCGAACGGAACAACGACGGCGACGCAGGACGACUUCUCGGGGCGGGACCUGGCCAGGUGGCUCCUGGAGACGGUGCUGGACCCGAGCUGCGUGCCCUACAACCUGCCCGAGUGGGCGCACUCCGAGGAGGAGGACUUCCUCACCCUCCCGCCCCUCGGGUCGCCUCAGGUGCAGGAUGUCCCUCCCAUCCUCCACCUGGGGCUUUACAGCUUCGUGGGCAUCUCCAUGGUGGCGCUGGUGAUCGUGGUGAUCCUGGCGUGCCUUCUCGUCCGGGCCAAGAGGCGCCGCCCCGGGCACGAGCGACGGACGCCGCCCAUCGCCCUGAGCCAGCUGCAGGAUCCCAUUUACGAGGACGCGCCCUUCCUGGCUCUGAGCUGCGCGCCCCCGCCCGUGCCUCCGCCCACGACGCUUCUGAGGGACAAAAAGGACUCUGGGAACACGAAGCUGAAGGGCAGUUGUGAGGGCGCCGCGGCCAAGCCCAAGGGCGCCGUAGAUAAUGACUACAUGGUCAUGAAGGCCGUUUAGGCUCGGCUGCGACGCCGGAAUCCUCGGGUCGGGAAUCCGAAGGCAUAGAGAAAAAGUAAGAUGCUUGAGAGAGAAGAGAGAAAGAGAGGGAGGGGGGGGGGGGGGAGGAAGGUGUUAUUAUUUUAUCAUAUUCCUUACUUCAAAACAAUUAAUUGGAGUUUCGUCGUAAAUAAUGCACCAACAUGAUCGCUUCUGAUUGGUCUCUCCCAAGGUCAUCACUAUCAUUAUUAUCAUCUUAUCCUUUUUGCUAUUUUUAUUAUCAUUAUUUCUAUUAUUAUUAUUAUUAUCAUCAUCAUUAUCAAUAUUCAUUAUCAUGUUGGUAUUAUUAUCAUAUCAUC
Molecule: messenger RNA, 1993 nt
Organism: Penaeus chinensis
Lineage: Eukaryota; Metazoa; Arthropoda; Malacostraca; Decapoda; Penaeidae
Exons: 4
Coding region: 117-1655 (512 amino acids)
Source: RefSeq, a predicted model, not a curated record